UGGCACCCAUCCACCCACUGGUGACUCCUCACAACAAAUGAAAUUUUAAAUUAAAUGUUCUGUAUGUAUAAACAUUACAUUUACAUAUAGUGUGUAUAUAGAUGAUGCAUGUAUGCGUCUAUAUGUUUUUUUUUUAUGCGUCUAUAUGUUAGAGAGAUCUAUAAAGCUUUAGCAAAAGUGCUUCCUCUAGUAAAAACGACAAAUUAAACACGCAGAGAAAUCCAAACCAUAAGUGGUUUUGUGACAGAGAGAGAAAGCUCUUGAAGAUCCAACCAAAAUCCUUUUAUUUUCCAUCUUCUUUUUCUUUUCCUUUUUCUUCUCUUUCUUUCUUUGGGUGGUCAUAUUAUCAUAAGAGAGAUAGGAAGAGUUAUCCAUGGAUGAAGACGGAAACUUACAGAUUAGUAAUAGUAACUACAAUGGAGAAGAAGAAGCAGAUCCGGAGAAUAACACUAUGAACCAGCCACUCCUUAAGAGACAUAGAACUCUUUCUUCAACUCCUCUUGCUUUGGUCGGUACCAAAGUUUCACACAUCGAGAGCUUAGACUAUGAAAUAAACGAGAAUGAUCUGUUCAAGCAUGACUGGAGAAGCAGAUCAAAGACACAAGUGUUGCAAUACAUAUUCGCAAAAUGGACAUUAGCUUUUCUUGUUGGUCUCUUAACUGGUCUCAUAGCUACUCUCAUCAACCUCGCCGUCGAAAACAUCGCGGGUUACAAACUCCUGGCCGUCGGCCACUAUAUCGGUCAAGACAGAUAUGUGACAGGUCUGUUGGUUUUUACUGGUGCGAAUUUGGGUCUGACUCUGGUGGCGACAGUACUUGUUGUUGUAUUUGCUCCUACGGCUGCUGGUCCUGGGAUUCCAGAGAUCAAAGCUUAUCUUAAUGGCAUCGACACUCCCAAUAUGUUUGGUGCCACCACCAUGAUCGUUAAGAUUGUUGGAAGUAUUGGAGCAGUUGCAGCUGGACUUGAUCUUGGCAAAGAAGGGCCUUUGGUUCACAUUGGAAGCUGCAUAGCUUCUUUACUCGGUCAAGGUGGUCCAGACAACCAUAGAAUCAAAUGGAGAUGGCUUCGUUACUUCAACAACGACAGAGACCGAAGAGAUCUUAUUACAUGUGGAUCUGCCUCUGGAGUAUGUGCAGCUUUCAGAUCACCAGUAGGAGGGGUUCUCUUCGCUCUUGAGGAAGUUGCCACGUGGUGGAGAAGCGCUCUUCUAUGGAGAACCUUCUUCAGUACAGCUGUUGUGGUGGUUGUAUUGAGAGCUUUCAUAGAGAUUUGCAACUCCGGUAAAUGCGGGCUUUUCGGUAAAGGAGGACUCAUUAUGUUUGAUGUGAGUCAUGUAGAGGUUAGGUACCAUGCAGUGGAUAUAAUCCCUGUUACAUUGAUUGGUGUCAUUGGUGGCAUUCUUGGAAGCUUGUACAAUCACCUUCUUCAUAAAGUCCUUCGUCUUUACAAUCUCAUCAAUCAGAAGGGUAAGCUCCACAAGGUGCUUCUAAGUCUUUCGGUGUCUCUCUUCACAUCACUUUGCUUGUAUGGGCUUCCUUUCUUAGCGGAAUGCAAGCCUUGUAAUCCUUCAAUAGACGAGGCAUGUCCAACAAACGGAAGAUCAGGGAACUUCAAGCAGUUCAACUGUCCCAACGGUUACUACAACGAUCUAGCGACUCUGUUUCUCACAACCAAUGAUGAUGCUGUCAGAAACGUGUUCUCUUCAAACACUCCUAAUGAGUUUGGUAUGGUUUCCCUGUGGAUAUACUUUGGUCUCUACUGCAUUUUGGGGCUUAUCACAUUCGGUAUAGCCACACCUUCCGGUCUCUUCUUACCGAUCAUCCUCAUGGGUUCUGCUUACGGUCGGAUGCUAGGCACAGUAAUGGGACCUUACACAAAGAUCGACCAAGGGCUUUACGCGGUCCUUGGUGCAGCUUCACUCAUGGCUGGUUCCAUGAGAAUGACUGUUUCUCUCUGUGUUAUAUUCCUUGAGCUCACCAACAACCUUCUUUUGUUGCCCAUUACUAUGUUUGUGCUUCUCAUUUCUAAAACAGUUGGAGACAGCUUCAAUCUUAGUAUCUACGAGAUCAUUCUCCAUCUUAAGGGCUUACCAUUCCUGGAAGCAAAUCCUGAGCCAUGGAUGAGGAAUCUCACUGUAGGUGAGCUUGGUGAUGCUAAGCCUCCGGUGGUUACCCUUCGCGGAGUUGAAAAAGUUGCCAAUAUAGUAGAUGCACUGAGGAACACAACGCAUAACGCCUUCCCGGUACUGGAUGGUGAUGCUACAGAGCUUCAUGGGUUGAUCUUGAGAGCACAUCUUGUUAAAGUUUUGAAAAAGAGAUGGUUCUUGAAUGAGAAGAGAAGAACAGAAGACUGGGAAGUCAGAGAAAAGUUCACACCGGUGGAGUUGGCUGAGAGAGAAGACAAUUUCGACGAUGUUGCAAUCACAAGCUCAGAGAUGCAAAUGUAUGUUGAUCUUCAUCCUUUGACCAACACUACACCUUACACAGUGGUGCAGAGUAUGUCGGUCGCUAAGGCUUUGGUGCUUUUCCGAUCGGUCGGUCUCAGACAUCUGCUGAUUGUUCCCAAGAUUCAAGCUUCAGGAAUGUCUCCUGUGAUAGGGAUCUUAACAAGGCAAGAUCUAAGGGCUUAUAACAUUCUCCAAGCGUUUCCUCAUUUGGAUAAACACAAAAGUGGAAAGCUACGAUAAAAGAAACUAAGCAAAAGCAAGAUUCAUUACCUUUUGCUUAUGUGUGAGUGAUUGCAUCAUCUUUGGAUUAUUGUGUUCUUUCUCCCAUUCUUAGUGAUAUUUAUUCUGUCCAGUUUUGCUUGCAUUCUUUCUUCUAGACCCACACAAAAACACAUAUAUUGUUGUUUCGUACAUUUGUACUUUCUACUUGUAAAGCUCUAUAUUUUUUUUACCAUAUAUUACAAGAAAUAAUCAAUUCGAGUACA
This is a messenger RNA of Brassica oleracea var. oleracea, 2931 nucleotides long. Its product is annotated as chloride channel protein CLC-a. The transcript has 6 exons. Gene Ontology annotation, biological process: chloride transport; transmembrane transport. Lineage: Eukaryota; Viridiplantae; Streptophyta; Magnoliopsida; Brassicales; Brassicaceae. The record is from RefSeq and is a predicted model, not a curated record. Gene Ontology annotation, molecular function: nitrate:proton symporter activity; voltage-gated chloride channel activity. Gene Ontology annotation, cellular component: intracellular membrane-bounded organelle; plant-type vacuole membrane. The coding region runs from base 374 to 2686 and encodes 770 amino acids.